GUAAAUAUUUACCAUGCCUACAAUUUCUUUUCAAUUAAGAUUUCAUGCGAGAGAGUGAGAGAGGCUCUCUCUUAAGUCGAGUUGCGUGCAGUUGUUUGGCCAUAUGACUGAUCUUUGCUGCUUCUGCUGCUGCUGCUGUGAGCUUGCGACGUUCCACUGCUCAUGCGCGGCGGCAGCAGCAGCGGUUGCGGCUGCGUCUGCAGAAACUUCUUUAUCUAACUUUUAUAACAAGCUGCUUGGCUGCGGGAAUGACUUUAGUUCUGCGUCAGCCAUUGAGUGGAUAAGUUCGGCUUUCUUCUGGUGAAUUGUGAACUGCGAACUGCGCAUUCAGUGUCUUGUGUAUGUGUGUUAUGCAGAUGUGAGCACAACUCCAUCGCCAUCUCUCCAAAGUUGUCGCUGUGUUUGUGAUUGUGAUUAAAAGCCGACAGACAUUAAUCAAACUAAACGAAACUCUUUGCACGCGCAUUAAAGGUGCACACAACACAAUUCUUCGAAGGAAGCGAUAUUAUAAACUCUAAGUUGCAUUGUCACCAUUAUCUUCAUCAUGGCUGCGGGAACACACAGACGCUUCUGCGGCAUAGUUCUAUUAUUGCUCUUGGCCCAGACUCAAGCACAAGAAGUCACGCAAACUGUCAAGAUAGCGGAGACCAAGGCGGAGGCCAAAGUGGAGGCCACCACCACACCACCAAGCGAACUAAUUGAGGAGACAACGUUUACGGCCAACCUGGAGACAACCACCGAGAUUCCCGCCGCUGCUGACAUAGUUCCCGCCAUCGCUACGGAGAAUCGCAACUCUGCAUUUGAUCUCUCUGCGGAUUCCGAGUCCAAGGAGGAGCAACUGGGCGAUAGCGAGUCUCGUCAGAACUUGGCGCGUUGUGAUCCUGAUCUCGUUGGCUUUGAGAUUGUCACAGGCUAUGUGUUCUCUGCACCUGGCAAACUGAUGGACUCGCAGCCAGGCACUCUGAUGCUGACGGAUUGUCUCAAUACUUGCCUCAGGAACAAGAGCUGUCAAUCGGUCAACUACGAGACGGGUCUCUGUGUGCUCUUCUCGGCACAUGCGGAUCAACUGCCAGGCGCCUUGACCAAGUCACAAUUCCCCGUGUUCACCAUCUAUGCUCAAAAGUCUUGUCUGUCCGUGAAGCCCUGUGGACGUGCUUGGUACGUGGAUCGCGUGCAGAAUUACAGACUCAAGUCGGAAGUGAAGCGCAGCGUUUCGGUCGCCUCACGUCGCGAGUGCUUCGAGCUCUGUCUCAGCGAAACUGACUUUACCUGCAGAUCGGCGAACUACAGACGCGACACUGGCACUUGUGAGCUUAGUGAAAUGGAUCGUUCUACCUUGGCGGGCACAAACGCUUUCCAGCCCAGACCUGGCACGGAUUACCUCGAGAAUCACUGCAUCGACGAGCCCAACAAGCUGUGCGAGUUCAAGCGUUUGCCUGGACGCAUUCUCAAGACUGUUGACUCUGUGUACCAGGAAGUGAGCAGCGUCGACGAGUGCCGCGAACUCUGCCUCAACUCGCCCUACAGAUGCCACUCCUAUGAUUACAACGACACCGGAGACAUGGUCUGCCGUCUGUCGCAUCACAGUCGCGCCACACUCUCAGAUGUUCAGGAUCCCUAUCUGGAGGUGCCCGAGGCCUCGACCUACGAACUGGCUUCCUGCUACAACGUGACCAUCGAGUGUGGAGGCGGCGACAUGCUGGCCAGGAUUCGCACCUCAAAGUUGUUCAGUGGCAAAGUUUAUGCCAAGGGAUCACCUCGUUCUUGUGCUGUGGAUGUGCGAAGCGCUCUCGACUUUGAGCUGCGCAUGAACUAUCAUGAUCUGGAGUGCAAUGUGCGCCAGAGCCAAGCAGGUCGCUAUGUCAACGACAUCAUCAUCCAGCACCACGACAUGAUUGUCACUUCCUCCGAUUUGGGACUUGCGCUCGCCUGUCAAUACGAUCUGACCAACAAGUCAGUGACCAAUGGCGUCAACUUGGAUGUGCGUGGCGAUCUCACACCUGCUUUGUCUGAGGAAGUCAUCGUGGACUCUCCCAACGUUAUCAUGCGCAUCACUUCUCGCGAUGGCUCCGACAUGAUGCGUUCUGCUGAGGUUGGCGAUCCUCUUGCCCUCAAGUUCCAGAUCAUGGACGAGCAGAGUCCCUACGAGAUCUUUGUGCGCGAACUGGUUGCCUUGGAUGGCGUGGACAACUCGGAGAUUACGCUGAUUGACUCCAAUGGCUGCCCCACCGAUCACUUCAUCAUGGGCCCCAUCUACAAGAGCUCACUGUCCGGCAAGGUGCUGCUCUCCAACUUCGAUGCCUUCAAGUUCCCUUCUAGUGAAGUCGUGCAAUUCCGUGCCUUGGUUACACCUUGCAUGCCCAGCUGCGAACCCGUGCAGUGCGAUCAGGAGGACACCAGCGGCGAGUACCGCUCGCUGCUUUCCUACGGCCGCAAGCGUCGCUCUGUGAAUGCAACAGCUCCUUAUGAGCGUCGUCAGCGUCGUGAGAUCGAGAAUGCCUUGAAGUCUGGUGCCGAGGAGAUGCUGCUGGUGCAGUCCAUUCAGAUCACCGACAAGUUUGGCUUCGAGCAGCAGCAGAGCCGCAAGGCCAGCAUUGGCGAGAACUACGAGGGCAACGAGACAACAUUCACGGCCAGCGAGACAGGACACGGCUUCUGUGUCAAUGCUAUUGGUCUCAUCUCAGCUGCCACCAUCUUCCUGCUGACGCAACUGGCCAUCAUUGGCAUUUGGACGUACUGCUAUCAGCGUCGUCAGAAGCUGCAGGCGUAUCAGCACUCGUAUUAAGAGCCGGGAACAAAGAGAGCGGGAGCAUAGCAAUGUCAAAUGUCAACCAGGUGCAAACAACGAUAAAACGCAAUACAGAAGAAGAGGCGGCAGCUUGGCUGCUGCCUGCUUGCCUUCGCUAUUUGUCUUCGUCUAGUCAGUGCUCGAAUUCCAGAGAAAAGGAACAGGAUAAAUAGAAAUGGCGCCGCUUUGUUUGUUACUUAAUGGAUACACUCACACACAUCUACACAUUUAUCAUUAUAUUUC
Drosophila nasuta is the source of this 3031-nucleotide messenger RNA. RefSeq lists its product as uncharacterized. The record is from RefSeq and is a predicted model, not a curated record. Bases 545 to 2785 code for a protein of 746 amino acids. NCBI's taxonomy places the organism in Eukaryota, Metazoa, Arthropoda, Insecta, Diptera, Drosophilidae. The transcript is spliced from 8 exons. Gene Ontology annotation, biological process: anatomical structure morphogenesis.